CUUCCUGGAUACGCGUCCAGAAGAAGAGCCAGGUUGCAUUUUGAUGUUUGCAUUUGUUAUUAACAUCAACCCCCCUGUAGUUUCUACACAUAUGCGAAGACAUUAGACAUUACCGACUGCGUAGUGGGAAUUUACCGAUGAUAACGUAAACAGGACUGCGAGGACGGAGAAGCGCCACGUCAUUGAUAGACGGAGGCGUCAGGAAAAACCCACCUGCAUUUCCCUCUCUGCGGUCCCUUACAGCCCGGAGGGAGUUUUUCUUCUUAAUUUUGCUUUAUGUACAUAUUUAUUUAUUUUUGAGUGAAAAUGACGGCGUCCAACUGGGGGCUGGUGGUGAACGUGGUGAACAGCAUCGUGGGAGUCAGCGUUCUCACCAUGCCCUUCUGCUUCAAACAGUGUGGGAUAGUGCUGGGCACUAUGUUGUUAUUUUUCUGCUCCUGGAUGACCCACAAGUCUUGCAUGUUCCUGGUCCUCACAGCCAGCAACACCAAACGAAGGACCUACGCUGGACUGGCCUUCCAUGCUUAUGGAAAACCAGGAAAAACACUUGUGGAGACGAGUAUGAUCGGUCUGAUGCUGGGGACUUGCAUUGCCUUCUACGUUGUUAUUGCUGAUUUGGGCUCAAAUUUCUUCGCUCAGCUGAUGGGUUUACAGGUGACGUUCAGCUUCCGUGUGGUGCUGCUGAUCGCCGUGUCUCUGUUCAUCGUACUCCCUCUGAGUCUGCAGAGGAACAUGAUGUCCUCCAUCCAGUCCUUCUCUGCCAUGGCUCUCAUGUUCUACACCUUCUUCAUGUUCACGAUAGUGUUGUCUUCUCUGCGCUACGGCAUAAUCUCAGGCUCCUGGGUAGAGCGGGUUCACCUGUGGCGCUUCAAGGGCGUCAUUCAGUGCCUGCCCAUUAUCGCCACAACCUUCUGCUGUCACCCGCAGGUGCUGCCAACCUACGACAGCCUGGAUGAGCCGUCAGUCAAACGCAUGAGCACCAUCUUCACCUCGGCCCUCAACGUGGUCACCAUCUUCUACAUCACCGUGGGCUUCUUCGGCUACGUCAGCUUCACAGAGAACAUUGCAGGCAAUGUGCUGAUGAACUUCCCAUCUAACCUGGUGACAGAGAUGAUCCGUGUGGGCUUCAUGAUGUCUGUGGCCGUUGGAUUCCCCAUGAUGAUCUUGCCCUGCCGCCAGGCCAUCAAUACCAUGCUAUUUGAGCAGCAGCAGAAGGAUGGGACAUUUGCUGCUGGGGGUUACAUGCCUCCUCUGCGCUUCAAGAUGAUCACCCUCUGCAUUGUUUUCGGGACCAUGCUGGGAGGCAUUCUCAUCCCCAACGUGGAAACCAUCCUGGGCCUGACGGGAGCAACCAUGGGCAGCCUCAUAUGCUUCAUAUGUCCUGCUCUCAUAUACAAAAAGAUCCAGAAGAAUGGCAUCAUCUCUCAGCUCGUACUUUUCGUUGGCCUGGGAAUCCUACUGGUCAGCACCUUUACCACCCUCUCCAUUUCAGCCAGAAGUCCUGGCUACAAGGUCCAGGCUCCCCCUCCCCCAGCACCUGACAAGAACAGCCUGGUGCUACCAGACCUCCCUGAACUGCACGACAACGUGAAGGAGCCAGUUGAGAUACUAAAGCCCGAUCUUCCACCUGUGGAGGUGGAGCAGCCGGCAGAGAGGGAGCAAGCGGAGCCGCCCCAAAUCAAAGGACCACUUGAUCUACCUGACAGGAAGAAGGAGGAAGUGGUGCAGCUGGAUCGUCCUGACGCAGGUGUGGCGCUGCCAGAGGGAGAGGCCCAUCGCCACGAACCACCCAUCCCUCACGACGAGGUUAUGGUGGACUCGAGAAAGAAUAACGCAGAGCUGGAGGAGGACAAGAAGCAGCAUGCAGCUCCCGCCGAAGCCGUCCAGGAUGUACCUGAUAAAGCCGAGGAGCCAGGGCAAGUGCCGAAGGAAGACGGAGAAGAUGACAACGCUGAUGGCAAUCGUGCUGAGGGCGUUGGGAAGAAAGAAAUGGAUGAUCAUGUUUUGUCCAAUGAGGUCCAGGAGAAGGCUGAAGGACACAAAAGGGAUGUAGCGCCGCUAAAAGAGGUGGAGAAGGUCAAUCUUGUUAAAGAUCCUGCUGCAGGGAACGCGGCAGUGGAGGCCAACCAGGGUGCUGCAGCACAAGCGGAUAAAGUGGGCAAGCCUGCAGAUGAUGCAGGAAAAGCUCCUGUAGUGGAAGGAGAACAUCAGCCGGCUGCAGACCAAGGCCCGGCUGCAGACGGCAAAGAUGCAGCCGAUGAGAAAAUGGACGUGAUAAAAAAGCUGGUUGCAGAAGGCCAACUGGACCACGCGGUGCUCCUGCAGGUGAUCAAAGAGCAGCAAGAGCAGCAGAAGAGACUUCUCGACCAGCAGGAAAAGUUACUGGCGGUUAUAGAGGAGCAGCACAAAGAAAUCCACCAGAAGCAACCUGCUGGAGCUGAUGGUGAACCAGAAAAGGGCGUCCAGGGACACUUGGAGGUAAAGGAAGCUGGCCCGGUAUCAGACCUGAAGGCAGGUGGAGCUCCACAGGCUGGAGGAGAAGAAGCGCCUGUUGGUGCCCAGAAUCAGGCUCCAGCUGGGGAUGCGGGGCCUGAUGCCGGGGCCGCUAACGGAGCCGCUCCUCCAGCUUACAAGGAGGAUGAAGACUCUCACAAGCAGGGCGAGCUGGGGGCAAGGGGGGUCCCGCUCGGGAAGAAAAAAGCAGAGGACGGUCAACUCAUGCCUCAAAAUGAUAAAGCAGCUCAACUCAAAGAUGAGGAGAGAAGCAUAGAUAAAAACAAUGAAGCAAUAGAACAUCUUAAGAAAGAGAAGGACGCUAAAACAAAACUUGAGAAUGAAGAGCUUGAGAAGAAGGAAAGGGUGGACAGAGAGCUAGAAAAGGAAAAACUAGAGAGGGAAAUUAUUGAGAAAGAAGUCCAGGCUAGAUUAGAAAAGGAGAGACAAGAAAAGCUGGCUGUACAACAGCAGUUGGAAAAGGAGAAAGCUGAGAAGGACAGGAUAGAAAAGGAAGUUCAAGCAAGGGUUGAAAAAGAGCGACUAGAAAGGGAAAGAAGAGAGAAACUGGCCAGAGAACAGGAGCUGGAGCAGGAGAAAGCUGCACGGGAGAGAGUCCAGCAGGAAGUACAGAAAGCAGACAAUAAAAUAGUUGAGAGAGCAAAGAAAGAGCAGCAGGAGGUGGAGAGUCAGGAGAGAUUGGCCCAGUUGCAGCAAGUUGUAGAAGCCAAAAAAGCUGGAAGAUCUGCACAGGGGGGUGAGGGAGAAGAUGGUGAACCUUUGAAGAAAGGAGGACGAGACCUCAAAGAAGAACCUGCUGCUCCAGCAGAACCUGGAGAAGGGGUCGAAGACGGGGCGGUCAAAGUUGAGGCUCACUUUCAGGGCUCCCACGAGAAGAUGAGGGACGAGGGAGAGAUGGAUCUGAGGCGGAGACGCAGGGCGCUGGGACCCAGAGAUGCUGCUGCACCCGGGGAGGGCUCCAAAGUGUCCAUGGGGGUUCCUGGGCUGGAGCCCCUGCUGGAGCUGGGGCCCUCAGACCUACACGCAGCCCUGGAGGAGCAGCUAAUGGCCGGAGCGAUGGUGCACUCACGGCAGAUAAAACAGGCCUUAGAGGAUGACGGGGUGAAAUAAGACGUCAGACUCGCACACGUUCCAGUUUAAUGAACAGCACAUAUUGUACACCUGCAGAGCCUCCUAAUACUGUGGACCAUGAUACUGCUGCCUUUCAGUCUCUCUUGCCUUCGGAAAUGUUGGGGACUGGAACAUUUCCCGCUUGUUCAUACUGUGUACUCUGAAGAUAACCCAAAGUCUUUGGUAAAGAGAAAAAAGAGUAUGUAAAUAUUAACUUAUUUUUGUCUUUAAAGGGUAGGCUUUGGAAGAGGUCACUGUUGAAAUGUAAAUACAUCUAUGCAAAUUCUAUCUAGAGCAUUUUGACCAGGCAAAUACUUUAUUUAAAGUUUGCAUUUGUGGCAGUUUUUCAUUGAAUCUGUGCUUUGUGUUACGUGUCUGUUACUCAGGUGUAAAUAUAAAAUCAGUGAUUUAGGAUUGCUCUGAAUUUACAUUGGUCUCAUUAAAUGUAAGGUGGCCGGAGGAUGAUUAAUACAUUUAUAUUACAUGUUCAGUUAAAGGUAACUGAAAUCAAAUGUCAAACAGGUAUUUAGUGUAGCCUUAAUCUUUGAUAAGCAGCCUAAAUUUAUUAUUAAUAAUCAUUCCACCUUUCGUAUUGCUUCCUUGUUGAUACAUUAGUGCCUUCAGUGUUCAUAUGGUGCAGUAUAGACAUUUCAUUCAAACUAAAUAUGUGCUGUUUUUCCUGUGGUCUUUUCCUCUUUCUUGUUGGAAAUCAUAUCAAUGAUAAACUUAGAAGGACAGGGGAAGAAAAUCUGAACGGUUUCUUAGUAAUUAAACUCUCUGAAAACUC
Messenger RNA from Cololabis saira (Pacific saury), 4411 nucleotides. It is a transcript of the gene slc38a10, whose product is annotated as solute carrier family 38 member 10. Gene Ontology annotation, cellular component: membrane. The record is from RefSeq and is a predicted model, not a curated record. Gene Ontology annotation, biological process: amino acid transmembrane transport. Gene Ontology annotation, molecular function: amino acid transmembrane transporter activity. Lineage: Eukaryota; Metazoa; Chordata; Actinopteri; Beloniformes; Belonidae. The coding region runs from base 307 to 3624 and encodes 1105 amino acids. The transcript has 18 exons.